This is a messenger RNA of Torulaspora globosa, 1626 nucleotides long. RefSeq names its product lysine--tRNA ligase MSK1 (gene MSK1). The record is from RefSeq and is a predicted model, not a curated record. Gene Ontology annotation, molecular function: lysine-tRNA ligase activity; ATP binding; tRNA binding. The coding region runs from base 1 to 1626 and encodes 541 amino acids. Gene Ontology annotation, biological process: mitochondrial lysyl-tRNA aminoacylation. The transcript has a single exon. NCBI's taxonomy places the organism in Eukaryota, Fungi, Ascomycota, Saccharomycetes, Saccharomycetales, Saccharomycetaceae. Gene Ontology annotation, cellular component: mitochondrion; cytoplasm.
AUGGCGAUGGGAGCAGCGAUGCGCCGCAGGUUGAUGAGUCGUGGGUUGUGGAGGCCGUUGGCGUUGCGGUGGAACCACCGUGGUUCCAGCAUCGACGCUAGUAGACUGGAGUUCAGCAAGAGGAAUCAUGUGAUCGAGAAGCAGUUGGCAACGUACUAUCCGUCGGUCUCGACGCUGGCGAGCGACAGGGUGGUGACGAUCGAGCAGUUCCACGAGCGGUAUGCGGCGAUUGAGGGCGACGAGGCCGCGAUGGUUUGCCAGGUCAAUGGCCGGAUCAAGAACAUACGGUUUUCUGGGAAAAGGAUCUGUUUUAUCGACUUGUGCAAUACUCGUAGUUCGAAGUCGCUGCAGCUGAUUGUGAAUGCGAGCAAGGUGGACGCUUCGCUGCAGGAGCGGUUUGAGGCCGAUUUGCGGUUUUUGAAGGUCGGGGACUAUAUCCAGGGCUCUGGGUAUCCGGGGCUCUCGCAGCGACAAAGAACGGUUUCUUUGAAAUGCACGGAGCUGCCUCGGAUUCUCUCGUGUGCACAGAUGCCUCUGCCGCCGCGACUGAGCGAUGCCUCGAAGGUGAAGCAGAAUAGGGUGGUCGACUACCAGGUUAACCGCCGGGCGAUCGAGACGCUAAUGCUUAGACAGACGAUCGUCAAUUCAAUUCGGAGCUGGCUGAACGAGCGGCAGUUUGUGGAGGUCGAGACUCCUAUACUGUCCUCGCAGAGUAACGGCGCGGCCGCGGAACCUUUCAUCACAAGGUCGAAUUCGCUGCCAAAAGAGUCCGCGCAGUUGGAGCUGAGAGUUGCGCCCGAGCUGUGGCUCAAGCGGCUGAUCAUCGGCGGGUUUGACAAGGUUUACGAGAUUGGCAAAGUUUUCAGAAACGAGGGGAUAGAUGCGAUUCAUAACCCUGAGUUCACGACUCUGGAGUUCUACCAGACGUUUCUGUCGAUGCACCAGCUCAUCUCGUUGUCGGAGUCUCUGUUCAAGAGAAUCGUCCUGGAUCUGCAUAAGCACCACUCGAACGAGACACUGGAAUCCCUGGUUAAGGAAUUGGAGAGCGCAAACUGGAAAUUUCGCAGACUGGAGUUUCUUCCAACUCUGUCGCAAGAACUGGCUGUCGAUCUGACAAAGCUCGAUUUGAGCGAUACUGAAAUGCUUUACAAUGUGGUACCGCCGGAGUUGAAGCUAGCUCGCGGUUUAUCGCCGCAGCAGAUCCUGAACAAGCUCUCUUCAGUUUUCAUCGAGCAACGCCAUUGUAACUCGCUGCUGCCGACGGUGUUGUACCACCAUCCAACGGUGAUGUCGCCUCUGGCUAAGACCAACACACUGGAUCCAGCAGUCACCAAAAGGUUCGAGGUAUUCGUGAAGGGCAAGGAAUACAUUAAUGCUUACGAGGAGGAAAACUGUCCUCAAAUGCAGUUGGCCAAAUUCGAGCAACAGAGCCAGUCGAAUAAGCUGUACAAGGACAAGGAGUCGCUCAAUGUCGAUUACCGGUACGUCGAGGCAAUGAAAUGGGGCAUGCCGCCGAUCGGUGGUUUUGGUUUGGGCAUCGAUAGAUUGUGUAUGCUGUUGUUGGACAAAUCCCGCAUCGAGGACGUUUUAGCCUUUGGAUGCCUUGACGAUGUAAAUAGACAAUAA